Messenger RNA from Pectinophora gossypiella (pink bollworm), 1549 nucleotides. RefSeq names its product L-threonine ammonia-lyase-like. Bases 126 to 1466 code for a protein of 446 amino acids. Gene Ontology annotation, biological process: L-serine catabolic process; L-threonine catabolic process. The transcript has 9 exons. Lineage: Eukaryota; Metazoa; Arthropoda; Insecta; Lepidoptera; Gelechiidae. Gene Ontology annotation, molecular function: threonine deaminase activity; L-serine ammonia-lyase activity. The record is from RefSeq and is a predicted model, not a curated record.
AAAAAGUUAUCAAUCAAGAAUAUUUAAACAAUAAACCAGUCAGAUUGCAGGGUGCACUGCGGUCGGUCGAUACAGAUCUUUAUUACUUACUUAAAUUUAAUAUUGUCAUUGGAAAAGUUGCAUAAAUGGAAAGAUACAGGCACGAUUCUGUGGUGACGGUCGAAUUCGAUCCCAUGUGUGACAAGGAGAAUCCUCAGAAGAUAACUUUCGAGGAUGUCUCGGCUGCAGCGUUCAGGAUACAGAACGGAAUUAUCAAAACGCCGUGCGUGAAAUCUCACAUGUCUGAGCAGUAUGGAAUGGACAUUUACUUAAAGAAUGACUUCCUACAACAUACAGGCAGUUUCAAAGAGCGAGGGGCGCGCAACGCGUUGCUCUUACUUUCGCCAGCAUCAAAGGCCCAGGGCGUGAUCACGGCAUCCCUGGGCAAUCACUCCCAGGGAAUGAGUUACCACGCCAACCAGCUCAACGUGCCAGUCACAGUAGUGAUGCCAAAUGUUGCUCCAAUCAUGAAGAUCGAGAAAUGCCGGUCGUACGGUGCCAACGUCGUGAUCCACGGAGAGGAUAUGAAGGAAGCCAAGUUUCACGCGAUGUCACUGGCCAAAGAGCGAGACCUUAUUUAUAUCAAUGGAUACGACCACCCACAUAUAAUGGCGGGGCAAGGCACGGUGGGGUUGGAAAUUCUGGAGCAGGUUCCUGACGUGGACGCAGUAAUAGUUCCAGUGGGGGGCGGCGGCCUACUGGCCGGAGUGGGGACUGCCAUCAAACAUCUCAAGCCACAUGUGCUUAUUUAUGGGGUGGAAACGGAGAAGUGCCCCAGUAUGAAGACUGCGAUAAAGAACGACGGGCCAGUCAGCGUCGAGAUCAGAUCCACACUCGCCGAUGGCCUGGCCGUGCCCACUGUUGGGUACAACGCCUACCGCACUGUCAAAUCCGUCAUCGACAGAAUGAUCACAGUGAACGAGGACUGGAUAGCACGCGCCAUACUACGCCUAGUGGAACAUCAGAAGUACGUGGUGGAGGGCGGCGGCGCCACAGGCGUGGCUGCUAUCAUGGCGGGGCUUGUGCCAGAGCUGGCUGGGAAGAAAGUGGUAUGCAUCCUGUCUGGUGGCAACAUUGACACCACGAUCCUCGGUCGCUGUCUGGAGCGCGGGUUGGCGGCCGAGCGUCGUCUGGUCAAGUUCAAAGUGACAGUCAGUGACAGGCCCGGUGGCAUCGCGGAGCUCUGCAAACUCAUUGCUUCCAUCGGAGUCUCCAUUAAAGAUAUCAUGCAGGAACGCGCAUGGGUGCACGGAGAUAUCUUCAGUGUUCAGGUGAAGGUGGUAUGCGAGACUCGAGGACCUGAGCAUUUGGAAGAGCUUCGAAGUCUGAUCGCCAGCGCGUAUAAGGAGUGGUACUUUGCCAGUGAAAGCGAACACCUCCCCCGCCGGGUCAGUGUUGACACCAUCGAUGAAGAUGUCUCUCACUAGAUAGCCCCGAACUUUAAUUACUUACUUUAAGAAUUAAAUUUAAUCUGUGAUACUUUUUAAGAAAUAAAUGGCCUUAAAUAUUU